AUGUCAUGCUGUGGUAGCUUGGGUUAUGGAGGGCCAACCUGCUUGAGUAGUGUUCAGCGCACAAAGAAGCAGCAGCAAUCACUGAGAAACAGUUUCAUGGCCAUCAAAAGUUUUGGAGUGAUGAAGGGUUGGAGAGGUAGAGAUGGUAACAGCAACACAUCCUCCAAAAGGGUAGGAGUUGUGCAGUGUAGAGGGAUAGGAGACUUCAUAGGAGGGGACUUGUUACGGUUUGAUAUUGACCGUUGGCUUUCAGAUGUUGAAGAGCACAAAGCACUCGCAAUAUACCCUCCUCAUGAGGGAGGCUAUGAGGGGCGUUACUUGUCACGUCUCAGACGUCAAGGCUACUAUUUCCUUGACCUCUCAGCUCGUGGCCUUGGUGACCCUGAAACCACCCUCACCAAGAUUCACCCUGUUUGCCCUGCUCAUCUUGGAAAACAGCCAAUAGCAAGGUGGUAUUAUCCUCCAGAAGUUGAUUACAGAUUAGAAGCAUUGCCACCAAAUGCUAAAGGCCUGGUGGUGUGGAUAAUUGAAGCCAAGGUUCUCUCCAAGGCAGAACUGCAGUUCCUAGCUUUGCUGCCAACACUUAGGCCUAAUGUGAGGGUCAUUGCUGAAUGUGGAAACUGGAGAAAGUUUAUGUGGAAGCCACUGAAAGAAAUUGCUGGACUAACUACUAGUGAAGAAGCUUGA
This is a messenger RNA of Sphenostylis stenocarpa, 687 nucleotides long. Lineage: Eukaryota; Viridiplantae; Streptophyta; Magnoliopsida; Fabales; Fabaceae. The record is from the annotation of a GenBank genome assembly.